AUGCCACACCAGGGAACGGAGUUGUGGCCUCCCAAAGACGCCGAUAGACUCCACGACCCGCUCGCCCAAGAACCCCAACUGGUCUCCUUCAACGAGAUCCCCGAAUGGUACUCAGAUAACGAGUUCAUUCUGCACGGCUACAGACCGAUUUCCAACUCUGCGCCUGCCUGCUUCCAUAGUUGGGGGUACCUGCACAAUGAGACGGCAAAUAUCUACUCGCAUCUUAUCCCAGGCCUGGUCUUUCUCGCGGGCGAGUGGUAUCUGCUCCAGUAUCUGCGAGUGGAAUACCCGAGGGCAACGGUGGCAGACCUUAUGGUUUUCGCGUUCUUUGUGCUGACGACGACGGUGUGCUAUGGGCUGUCGGCGAUGUACCACACGCUGAUGAAUCAUUCUGUCCGGGUGAAUAGUCUGUGGUUGCAGGUUGAUUUGAUUGGUAUUGUGCUGUCGACAUUGGGGAAUUUUGUUUCGGGGAUCUAUGUUAUUUUCUAUUGUGAGCAGGAAUUGAAGAGGGGGUAUUGGGCUAUGGUAUGA
Molecule: messenger RNA, 531 nt
Organism: Penicillium chermesinum
Lineage: Eukaryota; Fungi; Ascomycota; Eurotiomycetes; Eurotiales; Aspergillaceae
Product: hemolysin-III channel protein Izh2
Exons: 1
Coding region: 1-531 (176 amino acids)
Cellular component (GO): membrane
Molecular function (GO): signaling receptor activity
Source: RefSeq, a predicted model, not a curated record